Molecule: messenger RNA, 995 nt
Organism: Stylophora pistillata
Lineage: Eukaryota; Metazoa; Cnidaria; Anthozoa; Scleractinia; Pocilloporidae
Product: lipid transport auxiliary protein 1
Source: RefSeq, a predicted model, not a curated record
GGGCGUUUGGGCUAAAGCAAGCAAGGAGGACUUAUUCUUUCUUAUUUUGCUAAAAUUUGGUUCUGUGAAUCAGAAGCCAUUGCGAUGCUUUGAUUAUGAAAAUUUUAGCUAUUCGUAGUUGAUACUGUGUGCAAAUUUUUUUCAAAUAACCCGGAGAUUCGUCGAACGGAGGUUGAAGGAGUGGACUGAAGAUUGAACAUGGCGGAUCCUGUGAGCAGUUACGACGCAAAACUGCUGAAAAACCUGGGUGGUGUAGGGCUUGUGAUGACUAUUAUCUUCACCAUAUCGGUUGGACUACUUAUUGUCAUAAUUGUGAAGCGGCAAAUACUAAGGAUGUUGCUACUUUCAAAAAGAGGACCACAUUCCCCUGUUGGGAGUGAUGCACCUAAGAGAUUAGGAAGAAAGAUUACAGCUCAUUUACAGAGAAUUUCCCAGUUAAGAAUGGAACCCAGGAUGUUAUCAGAACAAUUCAACAAACCUGCAGAUGGUACAUCUAACUUUGAUUCUCCUUCAGAUCAAUACACCAGAAGCUAUAAGUACAGAAUGAAGGCUAUGGACAAGAUGACAGAACUAGAUGACCUUUUAUGCACAAUUGACUUCAAAUACAGCCGUAAAAAGAAGCAGUCAGUCAGAGACCACCUCAAGUCUUUACAGGGGCCUCCGUACAAUAUAAUACGUGGUGGUGAUGACACAAUUAGAGAAGUUGCAGAUAUGUAUGAACAUGCAAGAUUUGAAACUAAGGAAUUUGGUGCAUUGCAGUACAGAAAGUUUGCCUAUCUUGUUGAACAACUGAAGGACAGGGUGAAAGAUGAGUACCAGUGUCCCAAUGUAGACACACUUGUGUCUCCUUCUGUUUCACAAUUUAACAAGAAAGGAAAACCUGCAUUUGUCUGAUCUUGCAAUCAACCUCUCCGGUACGUCUUUAUGUAAAUGUUCCUGGAAGUCUUAUAAUUGCUGGAAACAGUAAAAAGCCAAUAAGAAAGCCGCCAUCAAGC